Molecule: messenger RNA, 402 nt
Organism: Ostrinia furnacalis (Asian corn borer)
Lineage: Eukaryota; Metazoa; Arthropoda; Insecta; Lepidoptera; Crambidae
Exons: 1
Coding region: 1-402 (133 amino acids)
Biological process (GO): DNA integration
Molecular function (GO): nucleic acid binding
Source: RefSeq, a predicted model, not a curated record
AUGUACAGCGACAAUGGCACCAACUUCGUGGGAGCAGCUAAAGCUUUGAAGAAGGAUCGUGACCAAGCAAUGAAUUUGUACAUAGACAAUGAAGUCAUAAGCAAUUUGACAAACUGUGGGAUUGAAUGGCAUUUCAACGCACCUUCAUGGCCAACGGCUGGAGGACUCUGGGAGGCCGCAGUCAAGAGUAUGAAACACCACCUCAAACGUAUUCUUGGCGAACAAAAGUUAACGUUUGAAGAGUUCUCAACGUUACUUGCACAAAUUGAGGCUUGUCUGAACUCCAGACCCUUGUUGGCACUUACAAACGAUGUGGAUGACCUGGAUUGCCUUACCCCGGGACACUUUUUAGUCGGAGGCUCAGUGCUAUCUCCACCACCCUCAAUUGAAACUGAGGAUUAA